UUUUAUUUCCCAUUUGGAUAAAAGUCUUCCUUCUGCAAGCAAAAGAAAGAAAUGGGGAGUGACUCAUGUACAUAUUAUUGCUGGGUAUCUCUUGCUUUGGUCACUACAAUUAUGAUUAUUUCCGUGCUGAAAAAUAUUUCAUACUACUUAAAAGAAAAGAAACUGAAAGAAUAUUUUCCAGGUAAAAUAUACGAAGAUUACCCCAAACAUAGUCCAAGCGAUGGUGAAUUUUAUACUGAAGAAUGCCCUGUUUAUGACAAUCUAAAUCACUGCCACCCAGAGAUGCUAAAUGAAAGCUGUUAUGAACAAAUGAAUGCUCAGCCUCACCCCUCUGCCAGUGAUGUACAGCAGGUAGUGGAGCACCAGAUGUGCUAUGCUUCCUUGGAUCACAGUGUCAAAAGAAAACAGAAAAGAAAUAAAAAGAAAUAUCCCACCUUAGGAAUGGAUGAAGACCACCUUCCUGGAAGCAAUCCUAUAUCCUCAGACACCUGCAUUUAUCUCAACAGUGAACAGCUGAGUGCUGAAAACACACUGACUGAUAAUACUAUUCAUGAAGAUCCCUUCGAUGUAUUUGGUUUCAUCCACACUACAAAUGAUGACAGAUUUCAGUAG
This is a messenger RNA of Sceloporus undulatus (fence lizard), 612 nucleotides long. RefSeq names its product T-cell receptor-associated transmembrane adapter 1-like. Gene Ontology annotation, cellular component: T cell receptor complex. Gene Ontology annotation, biological process: positive regulation of T cell receptor signaling pathway; negative regulation of receptor recycling. The coding region runs from base 52 to 612 and encodes 186 amino acids. The record is from RefSeq and is a predicted model, not a curated record. The transcript is spliced from 6 exons. Lineage: Eukaryota; Metazoa; Chordata; Lepidosauria; Squamata; Phrynosomatidae.